GGGCCUGAGCGCGGGGCGGGGCCUGGGCGCAGAGCAGGCGGCGGCGACCAGCCGGAGGAGAAAGAACAUGGCGGGCGCGGCGGGGCCCGGGGCCGGCCCAGCGGCAGCGGGCGGAGAUGGAGACGAUUCGCUGUACCCGAUCGCGGUUUUAAUCGACGAGCUCCGCAAUGAGGACGUGCAGCUCCGUCUCAACAGUAUUAAGAAAUUAUCAACAAUUGCUCUAGCACUUGGAGUAGAAAGGACGAGAACUGAACUGCUGCCAUUCCUCACAGAUACAAUUUAUGAUGAAGAUGAGGUACUGUUAGCCCUUGCUGAGCAGCUGGGAAAUUUCACUGGCCUGGUGGGAGGUCCUGACUUUGCCCACUGUCUGCUGCCUCCUUUGGAAAGUCUGGCAACUGUGGAAGAGACUGUUGUUCGAGACCGGGCUGUGGAGUCCCUGAGGCAAAUCUCCCAGGAGCAUACGCCUAUUGCUCUGGAAGCUCAUUUUGUACCUCUGGUGAAACGCCUAGCGAGUGGAGAUUGGUUCACUUCUCGCACGUCUGCAUGUGGUUUGUUCAGCGUUUGCUAUCCCAGGGCCUCAAAUGCUGUCAAGGCAGAAAUCAGACAGCAUUUCCGUUCCUUGUGCUCAGAUGACACACCAAUGGUACGACGUGCUGCUGCUUCCAAGUUGGGAGAAUUUGCAAAAGUUUUGGAAUUAGACAGUGUGAAAAGUGAAAUUGUUCCAUUGUUCACUAAUCUAGCUUCAGAUGAACAGGAUUCAGUGCGCCUUCUAGCUGUGGAAGCUUGUGUCAGUAUUGCCCAGUUACUGUCUCAGGAUGACCUUGAGGCCUUGGUGAUGCCUAGACUUCGACAAGCAGCAGAAGAUAAAUCUUGGCGAGUUCGCUAUAUGGUAGCUGACAAAUUUUCAGAGCUCCAGAAAGCUGUGGGUCCUAAAAUCACCCUAAAUGACCUCAUCCCCGCCUUUCAGAACCUAGUUAAAGACUGUGAAGCUGAAGUUCGAGCAGCUGCUGCCCACAAAGUAAAAGAACUUUGUGAGAACUUGCCUGUUGAAGGUAGAGAGACCAUAAUUAUGAAUCAAAUUCUGCCCUAUAUAAAGGAAUUAGUAUCUGAUACCAAUCAACAUGUCAAGUCAGCCCUAGCUUCUGUAAUUAUGGGAUUAUCUACCAUUUUGGGCAAAGAAAAUACCAUUGAACAUCUUCUACCUCUUUUUUUAGCUCAGUUAAAGGAUGAGUGUCCUGAAGUUCGUUUGAAUAUCAUCUCCAAUUUGGAUUGUGUAAAUGAAGUGAUUGGAAUCCGUCAGCUCUCUCAGUCUCUUCUUCCUGCCAUAGUGGAGCUGGCUGAAGAUGCCAAGUGGAGGGUCCGGUUGGCCAUCAUUGAGUAUAUGCCGCUGCUGGCAGGCCAGCUGGGUGUGGAAUUCUUUGAUGAAAAGCUGAAUUCUUUAUGUAUGGCCUGGCUUGUGGACCAUGUAUAUGCCAUCCGAGAAGCUGCCACCAACAACCUCAUGAAACUAGUUCAGAAGUUUGGUACAGAGUGGGCCCAAAAUACCAUCGUUCCCAAAGUGUUAGUAAUGGCAAAUGAUCCUAAUUACUUGCAUAGAAUGACCACUUUAUUCUGCAUUAAUGCACUGUCUGAAACCUGUGGUCAGGAAAUAACCACUAAGCAAAUGCUGCCCAUCGUAUUAAAAAUGGCAGGAGACCAAGUAGCAAAUGUUCGUUUCAAUGUGGCCAAAUCUCUACAAAAAAUUGGACCAAUACUAGACACCAAUGCUUUGCAGGGAGAAGUUAAGCCGGUGCUACAGAAAUUAGGUCAAGAUGAAGACAUGGAUGUCAAAUACUUUGCACAGGAAGCUAUAAGUGUUCUUGCGUUGGCAUAAUGAGGAACAGGAGGGAAAAGCCUUUACAAAGUUCUUAUCACAGAUUUCUAGACAUUGUGUUCUUAAACUGGGUGGAGAAACUAUGGAAAACCUUCAAGAUCUCAUCCAAGCAAAUGGCAGCAACUUAGAAGAAAUCAAAUUUCAGUGACUUGAUUCUUUAAAAGAUGAAAUGGGAUUGUUUUUUACUGAUCUUCCUUGUUGGGAUACGUAUUUAAAAGCCAUUCUUAUUAAUCAAUUCCUGACACUUGGUACAGUCAUCUCUUGAUUGUGUCCUAAUGCUUUAUCCGGCACCAACGGGGUUCCUGCAUCCUCACUGUUUAAUCAGGCCCCAGCCACUUAAUAUUCUGGACAGAGCCUGGAUGGGUUUGGAUCCAGAGGUGGAAUGGAGUGAUUCUUUUGAUGUUUACAUAUAUGUGUGUGUGUCUCCAUCAUUCCAUAGUUAAAUGUACAUGUUUAGGAUAACUUCAUAAAUUUUCUAUUUGGGAGAUACAUUGAGACUUGACUAUAGAGAAAACCACAUUUUCCUG
Microcebus murinus (gray mouse lemur) is the source of this 2400-nucleotide messenger RNA. RefSeq names its product protein phosphatase 2 scaffold subunit Abeta (gene PPP2R1B). Gene Ontology annotation, molecular function: protein phosphatase regulator activity; protein binding. Gene Ontology annotation, biological process: protein dephosphorylation. The record is from RefSeq and is a predicted model, not a curated record. Lineage: Eukaryota; Metazoa; Chordata; Mammalia; Primates; Cheirogaleidae. Gene Ontology annotation, cellular component: protein phosphatase type 2A complex; cytosol; nucleus.